Messenger RNA from Mustela lutreola (European mink), 2973 nucleotides. RefSeq names its product BTB domain containing 16 (gene BTBD16). Bases 274 to 1797 code for a protein of 507 amino acids. Lineage: Eukaryota; Metazoa; Chordata; Mammalia; Carnivora; Mustelidae. The transcript has 16 exons. The record is from RefSeq and is a predicted model, not a curated record.
GCCCACAAUUGGGAAACCAAGGGCAAGCUCUCCUGCCAAGGCACCUUGGCCUCUAAGAAGAACAGGGUGAACCCCCGCAUGUCAUGAGCGCUCCCAGGAUUCAGGGUGAGAAGGCGAGCGGCCCGCAGCGAUCCUGUCACUCCGAGACCAAGGCCACGGAACUGCCUCUGUUCAACCCGCUUCUCUUGUGAACACCCUCCGCCCAGGGCUGCGAGGAGGCUUUGGAUCCGUGUUUCUUCCACCCUCCCCUGGGUGUCGUCACCACGACCGUUCAUGAAAAUGCUGCAUCCGCAGCACAGAGCUCGGCUGGAGCGCCGGAUGGUUGGCUCGACCAAUCGGUGGCGUUUUCCCAGAGAGGCUUUCUCCGGGGACCUGCUGGGACUUUCCCAGAUGUGCAAGGCUUUGAACGUGGACUUUGAAGAAGUUUUGAAGAACCCAGACAGGUUAUGCAUUUCACAAAUCCAGAAAAUUUUCUCGGGGAACUUGAAGAACAAGACCAUCCCAAGUGGGGAGGCAGACGUGAUUCUCACCUGUCUGGGCUCCAAAUGGCAACUCCACCAGCCCCAGCUUUUCCAGUCGGAGACCUUGGCCAAGCUCUUCCUGAUGGCACUGGCCCAGGGCACCACAAGCCCCACAAAGGAACUGGAGAGGCUUCUGCGAGCCCACUUGCAUGGGAAUGUCAAGGAAAGACCCCCCAUAAAGAAGAUGAUCAUUUCCUUGAAGAUCAAUGACCCCCUGGUCACUAAAGUUGCCUUCGCCACAGCCCUGAAGAACCUCUACCUGAGCGAGGUGGAGAUCAACUCGAACGACGUGCUAGGCGUGCUGGCUUCCGCGCACAUUCUCCAGCUCAGCAGCCUGUUUCAGAGAUGUGUGGCCAUGAUGAUGAAUGGACUCAUGCCGAGCACCAUCAAGGACUUCUACCUGGCUGGCUGCAAGUAUAAGGAAGAGCAGCUCACCACUGCCUGUGAGAAGUGGCUGGAAAUGAACUUGGUCCCUCUGGUGGGGACGCAGAUCCACCUCCGGAAAAUCCCACAGGAGCUGCUCCACAAAGUGCUUCGGUCCCCCAGGCUGUUCACUUUUAACGAGUUUCAUCUUCUGAAAACGCUACUUUUGUGGGUCUUCUUGCAACUGAACCACAAAAUCCAGACGGUUCCGGUUCAUGAAACUGUGCUGGCGUUUUUUAAAAGCUUCCCCAAGAAGCAUUCCUUUCUGGAUCAGGACGCAGGACAGGGCUUGGUGCCCCUCUUCCUUUGCCUGCGCCUGCACGGAAUCAUCAAAGGCAAAAAUCUGGAGGAGUUAAGGCACAUUAAUUUCUUCCCGGAGUCCUGGUUGAUCCGAGUUACAGCCAACCAUUACCACGCACUGGAGAAUGGAGGUGACAUGGUCCAUGUGAAAGAUCUCGCCACCCAGGCUAUGAGAUUCGGGCUGCUCUUUAACCAGGAGUAUACAACUCAUUCAGAAAUGAUUGCCGUAUAUGGAUUCUUCUUUGAGAUAAAGGGAAUCAAACAUGAUACUACCUCUUAUAGUUUUUACAUGCAGAGAGUAAAGCACACUGACUUGGGGUUCCCGUCCUUGCUCUAUGAGCACGGCCCUGUUAGCCUGAGAACGGAGCGCUUGGUGAAGUACGAGAUCAGAGCCCAGACCCUGGUGGACGGCAAGUGGCAAGAGUUCAGGACCAACCAGAUCACCCAGAAGUUUGGGUUCGUCAAGCCAUCCUGCAAAAGCCAUGCCCUGAAAGUCCAAACUGUGGGCAUCCCAAUCUAUGCAAGUUUUUCAUUCAUCUUCCCAACAUCUUGACAAUUUCCAGAAGGAUCUAUGGGAUUUUUCCUUCUUCCACCAGUCUGCAUAAAAGAAAAUAAAAUGACAUUGAAGGGACCACUCAAGCCUUCAGCUGACUUUCCUAGCUGGCCAUGGUCUUAGUAGAACUUUUGCCCACUGUCUCAGUCGGGCUACUGUCACAGAGUACCACAGGUGGGGGAACUUAUAACAACAGUCAUUUAUCACUCACAGUUCUAGAGGCUGGGUGUCCAAGAUCAAGAUGCUGGCAUAUUCAGGGUAGGUUCUGGAGGGGACUGGCUUCCUAGUUCAGAAACAGCCAUCUUCUUGCUAGGUCCUUGGAGGGUAAAAGGGACUAGGGGACUCUCUGAGGCCACUUUGUAAGGGUUAGAGUGGUGUCCUUGUGACCUAAUCAACUCACAAAAGCCCCACAUCCUAAAACCAUCAGCUUUGGGGGUUAAGAUUCAACACAGGAGUUCUAGGGAGACUUUCAAACUGGAGCACCACGUUUCUAUCAUUUGUGGAUGGAAAAUAGCAGACCUGAGUCCGUUUGCUAUCCUUCACCUCAGAGCACCUGGAGGCCAGCCCUAAAUUACUGCCUUCACAGGAGCACUGUGAUGGGAGUGUCAGCAGUUGACAGCAUUCUCCAACUGGGAGUACCAAGUGUUCCUCUUUUCAUGAUGCUUCUCUACUUGCUGACCAGGACACACCUGACCUCUGUCCCUGCAGUUUUUUGGGGAGGACAGGGAGGGAAGGGAACAAUUACAAGAUAGAGAGUGACUUGCAGACCAUCCGCCUUUUUAAAUGGAGUUCAGUGGUUUGGAGAAAGUGAGUUAGAGAGCCUUUCUUCCCACUUUGUGGAUUAGUUUUCUAUUGCAGUGUAGCAAAGUCCCAUAAAUUCAGGCUUGAAACAACAUGCAUUUAUUAUUUCACAUUUGUUGCAUAUUAGGAGUUCAGGUAGCUUUGCUGGGUCUCCUGUUCAGGGUCUCCCAAGUCUACAGUCUAGAGGCAGCAGAGCUGUGUUCUCAUCUGAAGGCACGACUGGGGAGAACCCAUGUCCCAGUUCAUGGAGUUGGCAGAUUUAUUUUCUUGCAACUGCAUAACUGAGGGCCUGGCUGCUUACUGGCUGUUGGGAGAAGAGCAUCUAGGCCCCAGUAACCCCCAAAUUCCCUGCUGGCCAUCUCUACAGACAUUUCA